AUGUGGAAAACCACGAAUCAUGAAAGUCCCAGGCCGGACUCCGCACAUUCUUCUGCUGGGGAUGUAGACAGCACCGCGACAACUCUACGACACAGCCUUGAUGCUCUUUCAUCCCCAAAAGGAGACAUUGAAUUGAAGAACAUUGACGAGUUGCGAGAUCGAAGAAAAGAAAAAAGAGAUAGUAUUUCUUCCUCGAUUGCUUCAUUUGAAGAUGAUGAAUCUGAAAGGGAGAGUGCCCAUCUCCUCUCCCACGCAACAUCCACAAUCCUAAACAAUUCCCCGCAAGCCGCCAACACAAUCCCAUCAGACGAUGCAGAACCUCCACAUCCUCCAGAGCGGCAACAAGUUUCUUGGUCAUCGCUUCCCAAGAAGUCUCAAUUGGCCAUCUUAACGCUCGCCCGACUCUCCGAGCCUUUGACGCAGACGAGUCUGCAAGCAUACAUGUAUUACCAGUUGAAAUCCUUUCCCGGAGAUCCGUCCGAUAGUACAGUUGCCCGUCAAGCAGGUAUACUAGCAGCCGCAUUCACCGGAGCACAAUUCUGCACUGCAAUCAUGUGGGGACGAUUGGCAGAUUGGGAAGGUAUGGGGCGCAAACGUGUCAUAUUGAUCGGUCUCUUGGGAUCGAUGGUAGGUAGUCUUGGAUUCGGCUUCUCCAGAAGUUUUGCGGAGGCCGUCUUUUGGAGGUUUGUCGGUGGGGUGUUGAAUGGGAAUAUCGGGGUGAUGAGGACUUUGAUCUCGGAGAUUGUCAAGGAGAAGAAGUUUCAGAGUAGGGCUUUCCUGUUGAUGCCUAUGACUUUCAACAUUGGAGUUAUAGUCGGUCCGCUACUUGGCGGUCUGUUGGCUGAUCCGGCGGGGAGCUAUCCGGGUAUCUUUGGACCCGGUGGAACCGUUGGAGGGAAGAAUGGAGUUCGGUUCUUCGUGGAGUGGCCGUAUGCAUUGCCAAAUUUGGUAAAUGCCGUCUUCUUACUGAGCAGUGCACUGGCUGUACUUUUUGGACUGGAGGAGACUCUGGACCUGGCCAGAAAUAGGGUCGACUAUGGACUACGAUUCUCGAGAUGGGUCGGAAAGAUUGUUUUCAGAAGGAAGCCCGCAAGCGGAGAGUACAGUUCUGUCGCCGAGCGGGACUUUGCUGGAACAGACGACAUUGAACUCGAUUCCGCAAAUCACGACGUCCCUAAAGCGAGAAGAAAACUGGCCUUUGGUCAAAUUUGGACGCGGAACGUACUCUUCACCCUCCUUUCACAUGGUCUACUGGCCAUGCAUGUCGGGACAUUCAGCAAUCUCUGGUUUAUCUUUCUGUCAACACCCCGGUACUCGUCAACCAACAACACCAAAACUCUCCACCUUCCCAAAAACUACAAACCCCACGCACCGUUCACCUUCACAGGCGGCCUGGCUCUUCCACCUCCCGCCAUCGGAGCCGCACUCGCCAUUCUUGGUGUCAUAGGCAUCAGUCUCCAACUCCUCCUCUAUCCCCGCCUCUCAUUCCGUCUCGGAACAAUCACAUCCUAUCGCACCUCCCUCCUCCUCUUCCCAAUCUCCUACCUACUAGUCCCCUUCCUCGCAGUCGUCCCUUCGACGACCUCCGCUCCCGCACAAGCUUCUGGGUUCCUCGUCUGGGCAGCCAUAACUCUCGUCCUAUGCAUUCAAGUUCUCGGAAGAACAUUUGCCUUACCAAGCACGGCGAUUCUGGUCAAUAAUAGCUCGCCACAUCCGRGCGUGCUGGGCACCAUUCAUGGAAUCGCGCAGAGUGUGAGUUCUGCUACGAGGACUAUAGGGCCUGUGCUGGGGGCGUGGUUGUAUGGUAUGGGGCUGGAGAGGGGAGUGGUGGGGACUGCAUGGUGGUGUAUGAGUGCUGUUGCGGUGGUUGGAGCUGUGGCUGCGAGGUGGGUGUGGGAAGGGGAUGGACAUGAGAUUUGGUUGGAGGGAGAGAGAGAGGAGGAACAAGGGAGGAAACAAUAG
Ramularia collo-cygni is the source of this 1962-nucleotide messenger RNA. RefSeq names its product related to E.coli tetracycline resistance protein TCR1. Gene Ontology annotation, molecular function: transmembrane transporter activity. The record is from RefSeq and is a predicted model, not a curated record. Gene Ontology annotation, biological process: transmembrane transport. The transcript has a single exon. NCBI's taxonomy places the organism in Eukaryota, Fungi, Ascomycota, Dothideomycetes, Mycosphaerellales, Mycosphaerellaceae. Bases 1 to 1962 code for a protein of 653 amino acids.